This is a messenger RNA of Aspergillus mulundensis, 1083 nucleotides long. Its product is annotated as putative esterase. The record is from RefSeq and is a predicted model, not a curated record. The coding region runs from base 1 to 1083 and encodes 360 amino acids. The transcript has a single exon. Lineage: Eukaryota; Fungi; Ascomycota; Eurotiomycetes; Eurotiales; Aspergillaceae.
AUGCGCGUCCGCCCACCAGCCCCGAAAAAGCCCACGCCGGGCCUCCUCCACGAAUACGCAGACCGCCUCGUCGCAUUCGAGUACUCCUCCUCCAACCGCGUCAAACCGCACACACUUCUCUUCAUAUCAGGCCUAGGCGACGGCCUCGGCACGGUCGCGUACCUCGAUGACAUCGUUGCGGCGCUGGACGAUACACAAUGGUCCGUGUUUUCGCCGGUCAUAUCCUCGUCGUACGGCGGGUGGGGAACGAGUGGGCUAGGCCGGGAUACCGAUGAAAUGGCGCGGUGUAUUGAUUAUAUCCGACACUACAAAUCGGGGUCAGAUGUGGACGAGAGAAAGCGGAAGAUAGUCAUCAUGGGCCAUUCAACAGGGAGCCAGGAUGUCAUGACUUACAUUUCGUCCCCGAACCCCCGACAUCCUCAGCCCGGGCUGGACCCUGGGCAUGGACAUAAACAGAUGCCGGUCCUCCGACCGCAAGUCGACGGCGCGAUCAUGCAAGCGCCCGUCUCUGACCGGCAGGCCAUCGAAGUCGUCCUACGAGAAGGAAACGAGAGACACUCGGCGGAGUACAUGCGGAAGGUCGUCGGUGAUGCGGUUGCAUCAGCGAAGAAACAUACGUACGAAGACUAUGACGCGCUCGACACGAUCAUCCCUCUCCCCGUUACAGCGGCGAUCGGGUACCCGGCGUCAACGGCGAUAUCGAGUCGGCGAUUCCUCAGCCUCACGAGUCCAGAUGCCCCUGCGAGUCCCAGUGAAGAUGACCUAUUUAGCUCGGAUUUGACGGUUGAGCGGCUGAGGAAGACAUUCGGGAUGGUGAGGCAUCGGGGUGUUUUAGGAAGAGAAAAGGGGCUGCUCGUGCUUUAUUCCGGCAGCGAUCCUGCUGUCCCGCCGCAUGUCGAUAAGGAGCGGUUGUUGACGAGGUGGCAGCGGGCUACGGAUGCGGAGAGACAAUACUGGCAUGCUGAGAGUGGGAUUAUUCCUGGCGCGACGCAUACGCUUGAGGGAGCGAGGCAGGUCGAGCAGCGGAAGGAGCUGGUAAGGAGGGUGAGAGUGUUUUUGAGGGAUGUAGAGGGUGCUUCGUAA